This is a messenger RNA of Fonsecaea erecta, 1041 nucleotides long. RefSeq lists its product as hypothetical. The coding region runs from base 1 to 1041 and encodes 346 amino acids. The record is from RefSeq and is a predicted model, not a curated record. The transcript has 2 exons. NCBI's taxonomy places the organism in Eukaryota, Fungi, Ascomycota, Eurotiomycetes, Chaetothyriales, Herpotrichiellaceae.
AUGGAUAUUGCUCGAGCUGGAGUAGAGCCGAUUGUGACCAAGUUCUACCGACAGUACAUGCAGCAGAUCAAUGAUGUGACUUACCCUCCAGGCGCGCUGCUGGUGAACCCGGAUGUGCAAGACUGCUUAUAUCGGUAUUUCUUCGACUCAAGCCAGAAUAAAUACUUGCCUCCUCCGCGAUAUCAGAGCAGGAUACUGCGACGUCUCAUUGAAGAAAUUGAAAACUCUUGCAAGGACCCGGAAGAAGAUCAAGUCUCCGAUCAUCUAAUGGAGCAUAUGGGCUACCUCUCUAGCCUCCCUCAACAAGACCAGACGGAAGAAGCACAGCAAUUACGUGUCCACUCGUACUAUCCUCCACUUCCCCUUGAUGAGCCUGGAGUACGACCUGUCCUCAUCAACGAAGCGAGAAAUCUCCUCUCGAGAGGCAACAACGUUGGUCUACGUACGUGGGAGGCCGCAUUGCAUCUUGCGUGGUAUCUCUUUACCCAGCAGCCAGGCCUUGUCAAUCACAAGCACGUCCUCGAAUUGGGUGCUGGGACUGGACUUCUUUCCUUGUUGUGCGCAGCUCACCUCAAGGCCUCAUCUGUACUGGCAACCGAUGGACUGGGACACGUCUGUGAAGGUUUAGAUAACAAUAUCCGCUUGAAUCAGGAGAACGGUAUUCUUGACGGGUGUAAAUCACCGGAAGUUCGCCUACUAGACUGGACGAACCGCCCAGCAAUCGAUGAACUUUUGAGUGAAGCAAAGAAGUCAGGCAUGCGCUACGACCUUGUCAUUGGUGCUGACAUUACUUACCAUCCCGACAUCUUGCGGCCACUGGCCGAACUACUCGGCAUCCUCAAGGAUUCCUUCCCGGACGUUGUCAUCCUCAUUUCUGCUGCUAUCCGAAGCGACACAUUUUCGCAGUUCACUGCUAUAUGUCGGGAUGAGCUUAACUUUACAGUUCGCGAAGUAUCAUGCAAGAUUCCCGACGGAAUGCGUUACUGCGGAUUUUUCCAUUCGGUCGCCACGGAAAUCAAAAUCGUCUCUCUUGAACGAUAA